AUGGAUCUUUUACAAAAAAAAGGGCCUCUGAGUGUGGUUAACUUCACCCAGCCUUGGAACUCCAAGUUUAACAAUUUUUCUACUUUUUACGACAGCUACUCCAACUGCAUGAUUCUUUUCAGAGACGGAUUCUUUGUUAUCUGGGACAUGUAUGAUAAGCAGAAUGGUCUCGGGGAGAAUGCCUUUACUCUUAAUCUCGCAACAACCUAUAAGAAAGUAUACGGGGCAUGUGUCCACCCAGAAAAGAACUGCUUGUCCCUCUAAGUUUCUGACAACGCUCUAGUAAUACUCUUCUUGAAGGAGAAUUAAGCAGAGGAGAUCAAAUUGACAUUCGCUAAGGCAAGAAUCAUUCAUGCCUUCUCGUUUCUAUUCGGAGAUGACUACAAUUACUUCGUAGCUACUAACAUCUCCAUUGAUCUCUACAGAAUUAAGAUUGAUUCUCUUAAGGCCAAGCUUGUUAAAAACAUCGUGAUUAACUAGACUGAGCCUAUUUUUUACUACGAGCCAACAGCUAGUGUAGUCGUGGUAGUAGACAAUAAAGGACAAUGCAGCCCAUACUUUUUGAAUCUCUAUGAGUAAAAGCAGCACAAAGGCAAGACAUUUUAGAUUGACAUAUCGUAGCCUGCCAGCUAAGAGGGAUAGUAAACUUAAGAUGCAAGAGCAAGUCUCAGAGCAAGUAAUAGAUUAAGUUUCACUGAGAGGGCAUUUGGACUGUUUAAAAAGACUGAGCUAAAGUUCUCAUUAGCUGGCAAUCCUUAUAAUCAGAAUUUAAAUCACCUCGUCUAUAAGAAUUAACUCCUCGGCCAAGAGACUCAAUCAGCUUAAUCUUAAGACCCAAAUAGCAGCAUGAUGUCCAGUUAGACUGCGACAAGUCAUGGCGGAGUCAGAAGAUAGCAACAUCAGAUAUUACUGACAACAAUGUAUCACAGAGUGAUUCUAAUGCAUUACAAUCCCAACACUAGCCAAGUUCAAGCCUAUGAGCUUGACAUCAAUCAGACCUUCAAGAAUAACGGUCAUAUCUAAAUAUAUCAAUCAUCUCUAUCAGGCAAGGAUCUCAUUUAAAUGCAAACCAUUGAUAACUUACUAGUAAUUCACAACAUGGACACAAGAGCGACUCAAAUCUAUGAUUUAAAAUUAGAGGACUGGAAUAUACCUCUCCUGAGUGAAGAUGUUAAGAUUGAGUAUGGUCUAGUUAAUAAAGGUAAAUAUCUAAGUGAUAUGCUCUAGAAGGAAGAAACUAGAUACCAAGAGUACUAGAAUCAAGCUUAGAGUAGCUAACAGUAAAAUCAAAGCUAAAAUGAUAAUUUAACUGGCUAAAGGAAAGAGUCUGAUGACAUUGAUUAAUAAAAUCCUGUUGAUUUACUAGCUAGCACAGCAGAAGAUAAUUAAUUCUAGAAUAAUCUAGAUGCUAGAUACUCUUAAGAAAAUCAUUCCUCAGUUACAACUGAAUCUAACUCUCAGUAAAUAUAAGAAAAUUCAGACACUAUCAAAAUAGAAGACUCAGAUGAAGCCUAAAAGCGUAGAGAUAUUUUAAGUUAGCCAGAAGAAAAUAAAGAGGCUAGAGAGUUUGAUAUAUAUGAUGAUGGCGUAAUUUUUGUAGAUCCAAUGAUCUUAAUUGACACCAAGAACUAUAGUUGCUUGACACUUAGACUACACUUGGAGAGAUUUGCUAAGACUUGCCAUAAUGAGGGAAGAAUGAUGCUCUCUUUACUCUGCAGAAGUAGAAAUAAAUAAGUUUUCCUAAAGUAUCUAAGACUAUUGACUAUCUAGCAGAAACUAGGACUUAAUUAACUUUCACAAGUAUUCAUCAGAAUAAAUAGCAUAUAUAAGUAAGCAUCUAUAGAGCGACAAACUUUCAAGAGAAAAUACUAGUCAAGUUAGGGAGCCUAAGGUAGAAUAGUAAGUGAGAAUUAUCUUCAUUAGGGUUCUUACAUCGAACUAUUGAUAAUUCAGUUGCAAAGGAUGAGUAGGCUGAGAGCAAAUACAUCCUUUAUAGCAAAGUCACUAAACAAUCUCCUCUUAGAAUAUCAUCCAACGAAUAGAGUUCUUAGUGGAGAAGUCAUAGUAUUCUAAAAUGAGAUUCUUGAAAUCUUCAAGGACUUGAUAUCUCAUUCAUCUUGUCCACUAUCAGCAGACUUAAUACCUCCCAAAGAGUUGGUCCCUCUUGAAACUGAUAAGAUAUUAAAACCAAGGUUCGUGAUGUCAAUCUUUUUGGAAUUCCUGAGAUCCCUCAUUGAUAAUCAGAUACCCUAGUAACCAUCUUAGUAAAAUUUGUUGAUGCAUUACAUCUUAGCUACUAGAGACUUUGCUAAUCUUUAGAAUUUGUUAUAGUUCAGAGUGCUUACUGAGAAUGCCGAUCUUGCAAGAUUGCUUGUCCAGCUAGGCUCAAAAGAUUCAAAAGAGCAGAAAAAAUGCUACUACUAGCCAGCUUUCCAAAUUGGUUUGGACAUGCUCAAGAAAGUUAGAGCAUAUGAUGAUAUAGUAAUAGCAUUGUUGAAUGAGGGAUAGGUUCUGAGAGCUUUGAAUUUUGCAGUGGAUUACAAUGUGCACUCUAUGAAGAUGCUUACUUUCAAUCAAACUAUCGAAUAACUUAGAAAGGAGGGCAAAAAUAAGCAAGCAGAAAUAGUCAUGAAAAGAAUAAUGGAAGUUAGAAAGCUAGAUGAGGCAAAGUAGAGAUCAGAAAGAGAAUAUAAACCAAUAUUAGUGGAAGAAGAAUGA
Stylonychia lemnae is the source of this 2718-nucleotide messenger RNA. NCBI's taxonomy places the organism in Eukaryota, Ciliophora, Spirotrichea, Sporadotrichida, Oxytrichidae. The record is from the annotation of a GenBank genome assembly.